CUAGAGUGUAAGUCAUAUUACGUUGCGCCCCUCUUUUUGGUAUUUCUGAUUAUCAUAUGUAGAAUAGGUCUUCAACGUGUUGAAUAUACCAUUUAAAUCAAAAAGGUUACACAUCAAUAUUUAUUAGUAAACCGAGACUUUUUCUUUAUUUUUUUUUUUCUUUCUCGUAAGCUUUACAUGUAUGUCAAAUUAUGAGCCGUUGGAUUAUCUUCCACCCUCCUAUUCUGCUGUCAUGGCAGAGAAGGAAAUGGGUCAAUGGAAUAUGAAUAUACAUCAGUCCAUGUAUGAAGCACAAAAAAUGAUCAAAUUAGUUCAACUUCAAUGCGACGUCCUCCAGUGGAAGAACAGUUACUAUUUGAAGCAAUUAGAGGAAUUAACUGCACGUAGCACGGAAGAAUACGAUAUCAGUCAUAGACUUGUAGAAAUGAAUCAAUUAAUAGAGCAACUGACAAAAGAAGCAGAGGCAGCUUUAUACAUAAAGCCUCGUAAAAGAAUACAAAAGAAGAAGAAACAAAAGAAACGACCGUGUAUAUCAUCAUUAAAGUAUAUUGAAAAUCAACGUCAAAUAGAUACUUCUAUCAAUCAAAUUAUGCAAGCAAUUCAAGAUUUAGAAAAUGAUCACAGUUCGACAAUCACAGUCAUUCAUAACCAUCAUCACUAUCAUCACCACUAUUAUAGCUCACAUUUAUCUUCUUUUAUUCAAUAUGCACUUUAUACUCUAACUAAAAAACCAUCAUCAUCAUCAUCAUCAUCCGUACGUUAUCUCUCCAACUCCAUCAAAACAAAACUCAUGUUAUUUACUACCUUGUUGAUCUCUCAAACAUUCAAUUCCCAUUGCUCUCCUCGUUGGGCAAGAUAUGCACAUAACAUUUUGUCAAUUUGGAAGUGCAGAUCAGGAACGCAGUAUCAAUUUUGGCUAGACAGUGCUCAUUUGACCUUGUUUAUUACACGGAUUAUUUGUAAAUACAGACCAAGAAAGAAAGAAAGAAAAAACAGUCUAUGCAUGUGUAAAUAAAAUCUAAGUAAAUU
Messenger RNA from Rhizopus microsporus ATCC 52813, 1029 nucleotides. RefSeq lists its product as uncharacterized. The record is from RefSeq and is a predicted model, not a curated record. Lineage: Eukaryota; Fungi; Mucoromycota; Mucoromycetes; Mucorales; Rhizopodaceae. The transcript is spliced from 4 exons. The coding region runs from base 182 to 1015 and encodes 277 amino acids.